Leptosomus discolor (cuckoo roller) is the source of this 1949-nucleotide messenger RNA. The record is from RefSeq and is a predicted model, not a curated record. NCBI's taxonomy places the organism in Eukaryota, Metazoa, Chordata, Aves, Leptosomiformes, Leptosomidae.
AGGGUGGCGGAUCGCACCACAGCUACCGCCGGCCUGAAGGGCUGCAUCCGCCUCCUGGACGUGAACAACCAGAUGUACGACCUGCGGGAGAAAGGCAGCGACGUGCUGUAUGGCAGCGGGGUGGGCGAGUGCGGCAACGACCCCUGUCACCCCAACCCCUGUCACCACGGUGGCAUCUGCCGCGUCAAGGAGGCAGAGAUGUUCCACUGCGAGUGUCUCCACACCUACACGGGCCCAACGUGUGCCGACGAGAGGAAUCCCUGCGACCCUACGCCCUGCCACGUCUCUGCCACCUGCCUGGUGCUGCCAGAGGGAGGUGCCUUGUGCGCCUGUCCCAUGGGCCGGGAAGGAGACUUCUGCGAGCUAGUGACAGAGCAGGACCACACCAUGCCCUUCCUCCCGGAGUUCAAUGGCUUCUCCUACCUCGAGCUGAACGGGCUGCAGACCUUCGUUCCUGACCUCCAGGACAAAAUGUCCAUGGAAGUUGUGUUCCUGGCCAAGAACCCCAGCGGCAUGAUCUUCUACAACGGCCAGAAGACGGAUGGCAAAGGGGACUUUGUCUCCCUGGCCUUACACGAUGGCUACCUGGAGUACAGAUACGACCUGGGCAAAGGGGCGGCUGUGCUCAGGAGCAAAGAGCCAGUUCCCCUCAACACCUGGAUAAGUGUCUUGUUGGAGAGGAAUGGGCGCAAAGGGGUAAUGAGGAUCAACAACGGCGAGAGGGUGAUGGGAGAGUCACCGAAAUCCCGUAAGGUGCCUCACACCUUCCUGAACUUGAAGGAGCCGUUUUAUGUGGGGGGAGCCCCUGAUUUCAGCAAGCUAGCUCGAGCAGCUGCCAUCUCCACCAGCUUCGAUGGAGCUGUGCAAAGGAUCUCCGUCAAGGGGGUGCCUGUGCUGAAGGAGCAGAACAUCCGCAGCGCCAUUGAGAUCUCCCCCUUCCGAGGCCACCCCUGUACCCAGAAACCCAAUCCUUGCCAGAACGGAGGCACUUGCAGCCCCCGGCUAGAGAGCUACGAGUGUGCCUGCCAGAGGGGCUUCUCCGGGGCUCACUGUGAGAAAGUGAUCAUUGAGAAGGCUGCUGGAGAUGCAGAGGCCAUUGCUUUUGAUGGUAGGACAUAUAUGGAGUACCACAAUGCCGUGACAAAGAGCGAGAAGGCCUUGCAAUCCAACCACUUUGAACUAAGCAUCAAAACAGAAGCCACUCAGGGGCUGAUCCUGUGGAGUGGGAAGGGGCUGGAGCGAUCAGACUACAUUGCCCUCGCCAUAGUGGAUGGCUUCGUACAAAUGACCUACGACCUCGGCUCCAAGCCAGUUGUCCUACGAUCCACCGUCCCAGUCAACACCAACCGGUGGAUCCAUAUCAAAGCAUACAGGGUACAGAGAGAAGGUUCCCUUCAAGUCGGCAACGAAGCCCCCAUUGCUGGCUCUUCUCCGCUCGGUGCGACACAGCUAGAUACAGAUGGGGCCCUGUGGCUGGGGGGACUGGAGAAGCUGAGCGUGGCUCACAAGCUGCCCAAGGCCUACAGCACGGGCUUUAUUGGCUGCAUAAGGGACGUGAUUGUCGACCGCCAAGAACUGCAUCUGGUGGAGGACGCUUUAAACAACCCCACGAUAUUACACUGCUCAGCCAAAUAGACCCCCAGGGACCCUUCCUUCUCCUUCCCUCCCUCCUGCCUAUUGCUGUAAUUAUUUUCUAUUUUUGUAAACUUAUUGCUUUUUAUAUUUUGGGGGGGGAGGGGGGAAAGGGAGGGGAGGAAACACCUUUUUCUUUUGGGUUAUUUGUUCGGUUGCAGUCUAUCCAGGUCAGUCAGACUCUAAUCAAACAGCAGCAACAACGAACAAACCUUGAACCAAGUCUCCAAGAAGUGACAGAAGAACUUCCCCAUUGCACCUGCAUUGUAAAUCUUACUCAUACUUGAAGCUUCUUCUCGGGUUGUUGUGUUUUUCCC